Molecule: messenger RNA, 990 nt
Organism: Terrapene triunguis (Three-toed box turtle)
Lineage: Eukaryota; Metazoa; Chordata; Testudines; Emydidae
Product: toll-like receptor 2 type-2
Exons: 1
Biological process (GO): immune response; toll-like receptor signaling pathway; inflammatory response
Cellular component (GO): membrane
Molecular function (GO): triacyl lipopeptide binding; protein binding; transmembrane signaling receptor activity
Source: RefSeq, a predicted model, not a curated record
CCAGAAAACCUGAAAUAUUUAAAUAUCUCAGGCACUCAAAUACCCAAAUUAACAACGUGCAUUCCUCAAACUCUUGAAGUUUUGGAUGUUAGUAGUAAUAACCUCGAUGAUUUUAGAUUAAAGCUACCACGUCUCAAAGAGCUCUAUGUUUCAAAAAACAAAUUAAAGACCUUGCCAGAUGCUCCAUUUAUUCCUAACUUAGUAGCCUUGAGAAUCAGCAGAAACAAAUUAACCAGUUUCUCGAAGGAAGAGUUUGGAUCAUUUAGGAAAAUGGAGACACUGGAUGCAGGUGACAAUAAUUUCAUCUGCUCUUGUGAAUUUCUCUCCUUCAUUCAAUAUCAGGAGGGAAUAGCUAAUGUCUUGGCUAACUGGCCAGAGAAUUACAUCUGUGACUCUCCGUCCUCUGUGAGAGGGCAGCAGGUAAAAGCUGCUCGGCUUUCGCUGUUUGAAUGUCACAGAACUUUGGCCGUGUCCUUAAUUUGCAUUCUGGUGGUCUUGGUAAUCCUGCUUAUUGUGACCCUGGGCUACAAACUUCAUGUGAUCUGGUACAUGAAAAUGACCUGGGCUUGGCUUCAAGCAAAAAGGAAACCCAAGAAAUCACACAAUCAUGUCUUUUGCUAUGAUGCUUUUGUUUCCUACAGUGAAAGAGAUUCCGAAUGGGUUGAAAACUUAAUGGUACAGGAACUUGAGAACGCUAUCCCCCCAUUUAAACUGUGCCUUCAUAAACGGGACUUUGUGCCUGGGAAGUGGAUCAUUGACAACAUCAUUGACUCCAUUGAAAAAAGUCAUAAAACUCUGUUUGUGCUGUCAGAGCACUUUGUGCAGAGCGAGUGGUGCAAGUAUGAGCUGGAGUUCUCGCACUUCCGUCUCUUUGAUGAGCAUAAUGAUGCAGCAAUUUUGAUCCUUUUGGAGCCCAUUCAGGAGCAAACAAUUCCCAAAAGAUUCUGUAAACUGAGGAAAAUAAUGAACACAAAGACCUACCUUGAAUGG